UUAAUUAAGUCAAAAAAAUCAUAUGAUGAACUCUGUCAAAGGGAAAUCUAUGGAACAAUCAACUAAUUAUCAAGAAUAAUAAAGGUUCCUUGUUACUUUGUCCUGUUCCUUGUCUUUUCAUUUGUGUAUCAAGAUGAAAGAUCUAAAUGUUUGACGUAAUUGUAAUGACUCUCAAAUGAUCCACAUUUGCAACUUUAUAUUAACACGUAAAGCGAAAAGUGUAUGUAAAUGUUGAUAGUAAUUGAGAUAAAGGAGGUUUUCUCGUCCUAUUGGAAAAUCAUUUGUCUUUAUCGAUCUUCCUCCUUUUCUCUCUCACUCUAUUAAUUCAAUAGAAAAUCAUUUAAUUGAUAUUGGCCCACUAAUUGAUUGGUGUAACUUGUUAAUUGAUGCUCUCUCAAUCUCUUCUUCAUCUUUCAUCAACAUGUUAUCUCAUGAAUGAAGAAAAUUGAUAUCACACUAAACACCAUAGUUAUUCAUGAGAAUCUCUCUCACUUUUUCUUUGUAAUAUUCUCAAUUGUUUCUCCCUCGCCUUUCUCCCUCUCUUUCUCACUGGCAAAUGAUCAUAAAAAAGCAAACUCAUGACGCUUAUUUAAAGGCUUCUUAAGAACUAACCAUCAAAGUAACACAUUGAUACUUUUGCUGUUUAAUCAUCAACAUUAACCACUAAUUAACAGUAUAAUUGUGGAUAACAAAACAUCAAACACUUUACAUCGGUGAUAUUGUGCCAAUCGGAAAAAAACAUUUCAAUUAUCAAACGAAUGUAUUGAAAUAAAAAAAGAAGAAAAAUUCAACAAGUUUCAAGUUCUACUCUUUUUUCCAAUAAAAAUCUAAAUCAAUUCUUUUCUUGGAUAAAAUUCGAUAUUCAACAGAGUUGUACUGAAAAUGGUUCGGCUUCGGUCGAUUAUUUAUAAAAAAUCAUCCUACGAACAAGCGAAUGUUUUUUCGAAAUUCGCUUUUUGGUGGUUGGUUAAAUUUUUCGUCGAGUUUCAAGACAAGAAGCUCAAGACUAGUGAUUUGGAGAAAUGUCCAAAAAACGAGGAAUCAGAGCGAAUCGGAGAUACUCUUGAAAGGAAGUGGAACGAAGAGCUUCGUCGAGCCAAAGAAAGUGGGCGAGAACCAAGGCUUGGGUUCGCUAUUACAAGAACAUUCGGUCUUCGUUAUUCAUUUACCUUCAUCCUUCUCGCUUUCUCGACAGCCUGCAGUAUAAUUCAAACACUUUGCAUGGGAAGUUUGAUCAAUGAUGUUUACACCUUGACCCUUCACGAUAUAAAACCUGACCUGGUCAAGAGACGCAUCUACGCAGCGGGAGUCGGGGUCAUUUUAACCCAAUUUUUGGGAUCAUUUGUACAAAAUUUGUAUCUUUUCUUGGCACGUAAAUUUGGUAUCGCUGUUAGGGUUGCAUGUUCGGUUCUCAUUUAUCGGAAAUCAAUUCGAUUGUCCCAAAAAGCAUUAGGACAAACAACCGUAGGUCAAAUUGUCAACCUUCUCACAAAUGAUAUUACUCGAUUCGACUUUGCAUCAGAAUAUCCUUUCUACUUGAUUGUUGCGCCCAUUCAAGCGCUCGUUUGUAUCUACAUCAUGUGGCCUUUACUUGGUGUCUCGACGGUUGUAGGUUUGGCUGUUUUCCUUUUCUAUGUUCCCUUUCAAUCAAUUAUGGGUCAUGCUUUUGCUAAACUACGUUUAUGGGGAGCUCUUCGUAUGGAUGAACGUAUUAGAUUGAUGAACGAGUUUAUUCCCGCCAUGAGAGUAAUCAAAAUGUACGCAUGGGAAAAAUCAUUCGCAGGAUUAGUUGAUAGAGCUCGAAGACGUGAGAUCAAUUGUGUUCGAUGCGCUGCUUUUCUUAGAGGUUUGAACCUUGGUCUUGGUACUGUGGCAGAAAAAUUGAUCAUGUUCGUUACACUGGUUACAUUUGUACUUCUUGGUAAUCGACUAACCGCUGAAACAGUUUUCGUCUCGAUGGCAUUAAUCAGACAAUUACAACAAUCGAUCACUGUUUUCAUACCUGCAGCUAUUACCAUGGGUUGUGAAUCUUGGAUUACAAUUGGAAGGUUAAACAAAUUUCUACUUCUACCUGAACGUGAAUCACCUGAAUCAUCAAUUGGACGAUCAGUUUGCUCAACUAAAGAAACAAAACUAUCUUUCGAUAAAGUAUCGGCAAGUUGGAAAGACUCAAAGGAUGAAUUAUGCUUGAACAAUAUCUCAUUCGAGGUUAGUAGAGGUCAAUUAAUGGCCAUUGUUGGAACUGUUGGCUCAGGUAAAUCAUCUUUACUUAUGGCAAUUUUGGGUGAGAUUGGAAUUGUCUCUGGUAAAGCUGAAGUUAAAGGCAAUAUGUCAUUUGCUUGUCAACAAUCAUGGAUUUUUGAAGGUUCAGUUAAAGAAAACAUAUUAUUUGGUCGAGCAUAUGAAGAGGAAAGAUAUAAACGAGUUAUCGAAGUUGCCGCUCUGGAACGUGAUCUGUCCAUUUUACCGUUGGGUGAUGAGACACUGGUUGGUGAUAAGGGUACAUCUUUAAGCGGAGGUCAAAGGGCUCGAGUCAACUUGGCACGAUGUCUUUACGCUAAAGCAGAUAUUUAUCUAUUGGAUGAUCCACUUUCAGCUGUUGAUGCUCCGGUGGCUAAACAUAUUUUUGAGAAAAGUAUCAAAAAUUAUUUAGGAGAUAAGAUAACAAUAUUAGUAACUCAUCAGUUACAAUUUGUUAAAUCAGCUGAUCGAAUAUUAUUAUUGAAAGGUGGUCAACAAGUUUGCUUUGGUGAUUAUAAUUCUUUCCUCAAAGAUGGAUCAGAGUUUACCAGUAAGAGUAGAAUUUUGGAGCUGGAAUCUCAAGAUAAUACAAACUUCACUGGUCCACCAAUACCACUUUUACGUCGAUUAAGUCGACAAUCAUCUCGUCUAAGCGAUAUUACCACAGGUUCUGUUAUGACUUUGCCUGAAAUGCCAGACGAGCCACCGGCUCCAUUGGAAGACGAUUCAGAUGAAAUUCCUUUGGCCGAUCAAACUAUUCAAGAAUUGGCUGGUGUAAGGGGUAAUGAGCACCCACUGUGGACAUACUUUCGUGCCGGUAUUCAUGCAUUCCUGUUCCCGUUAUUAGCAUUUUAUGUAAUAGGCGCUCAAGCCUUGAUUGGCUUUGUUGAGUAUUAUUUUUCAUUGUGGUCAGAUUCAGAGGAGCGGAAGGCGAGAGCUGCUGAUGAAGCCGCUGAAAAAGGACUUAAUAGCACCGAAUCCAUUUUUACACCAAUCAAUUUUGUAGAUAGAUUUAAUCGUGAUGAUAACAUUUACUUUUUCACCGCUUUGACAAUUGGAAUUUUCAUCUGGUGUUUAACUCGUAAUAUUGCAUUUUUUGCAGUUUGCAUGAGAUCCUCAGUCAAACUUCAUGAUCGUCUCUUCAAAGCCAUUGUAAGAGCACCAAUUGGUUUCUUCGAUACUAAUCCAAUCGGAAUUGUGCUUAAUCGUAUUUCUCGUGACAUGGGAUUUAUCGACGAUUUUCUUCCAUCAUCCCUUUUUGAUACAAUUUACAUCUUCUCGAAUAAUGCAGCUUCCAUAGUUCUAAUGGCAGUUGUUAAUCCAUGGUUACUCGUACCUGCUCUUCUUUUACUUAUCGCAUGUGCAUUUGUAAGAUCUCGUUAUGUUAACAUUGCACUUGACACCAAACGACUUGAAGGUGUAACUAAAUCACCUGUUUUUUCACAUUUAUCAACUUCUGUUUACGGGUUAAGUACUAUACGUGCCUUUAGGGCUCAGGAAAAGUUCAAAAUGAUUUUUGAUAUGUAUCAAGAUGAACACACUUCGGCCUACUUUACAUGGCUUGCGUCAACGCGUUUCUUUGUUGCUGCUAUUAAUGGUUUACUGGUCAUUUUUACUGGACUCAUUGUAUUGACUGUUUUGAUGGCUCUCGAUUCACUUACGGGAAGUGCUGUUGGUUUAAUUAUUACCUCAACUUUUGGUAUUGCAAGUUUAACUCAAUGGGGUAUGCGUCAGUUAACUGAAGUGGAAACAUUGUUAACUUCAGUAGAACGAGUUGAUGAACUUCGUUAUGUUAGACCAGAGGCUGAAUUGGAAUCAAGUUAUGAUAAGAAGCCUCCACCAGCAUGGCCCCAACAAGGACAGAUUACAUUCCGUCAUGUUUCCCUUCGCUAUGAUCCAGCCAAAGCGCCUGUUCUAAGUGAUCUUACGUUCAGAAUUGAGCCAGGAGAAAAAAUUGGAAUAGUGGGUAGAACUGGAGCAGGAAAAAGUUCUAUUAUGUCAGCAUUGUUUCGACUUAAUGAGCCAGAGGGGCACAUUUUCAUCGAUAGUGUUGACAUAUCAACAAUUGGUUUACAUGAUUUAAGAAGUAAAAUUUCAAUUAUACCUCAAGAACCUGUUAUUUUCACUGGAACCAUGAGAUAUAAUUUAGACCCUUUCAAAAUAAGAAAUGACACCGAUUUGUGGGAUUCACUUGACCAAGUACAAUUGCGAAAACCAGUUAAUGACAUGGGUGGAUUGGAUGCUAUGAUUACCGAUGGAGGAUCUAAUUUAUCAGUUGGUCAAAGACAAUUGGUUUGUCUUGCUAGAGCAAUUUUGGCUGGAAAUAAGAUUCUAGUACUUGAUGAAGCAACAGCGAAUAUCGAUCCAACUACCGACGAGUUGAUUCAACAAACAAUUCGUGAAAAGUUCAACAGCUGUACAGUAUUGACGAUUGCUCAUCGUUUACACACAAUUAUGGAUUCAGAUAAAAUAUUAGUUAUGGACGGUGGACAAGUUGUCCAGUUUGGUGAGCCCGCUGAUCUAAUAGAGGAUAAAUUGGGUCAUCUUUAUCCAAUGGUUCAAGCAACCGGUGGAAAAACAGCAGAAAGUUUGGUUCAAAUUGCUAUGAAAAAUCGACGAAGACGACAAUCAAUCACAGAAUCUGCUGGUCACAAUGAUUGUUGUGGAAUCGAUCCAUGAUAAUUAAAUAUCAUAAUAAUCAUAAUCAACCAAAAAUAAUAAUUAACAUUCAACAUUCAACAUACUUAUACAUAAAAUUAAUAUACAUACACAAAACCAACAAUUAAAUAAAAAAUAAAAAACCAUUUAACCUUAAA
Molecule: messenger RNA, 5057 nt
Organism: Panonychus citri (citrus red mite)
Lineage: Eukaryota; Metazoa; Arthropoda; Arachnida; Trombidiformes; Tetranychidae
Product: ATP-binding cassette sub-family C member 4-like
Exons: 6
Coding region: 883-4920 (1345 amino acids)
Biological process (GO): transmembrane transport
Cellular component (GO): membrane
Molecular function (GO): ATP hydrolysis activity; ATP binding; ABC-type transporter activity
Source: RefSeq, a predicted model, not a curated record